Molecule: messenger RNA, 309 nt
Organism: Trypanosoma conorhini
Lineage: Eukaryota; Euglenozoa; Kinetoplastea; Trypanosomatida; Trypanosomatidae
Exons: 1
Source: RefSeq, a predicted model, not a curated record
AUGCCGGCAGAAACGAAGCCGCGGCGCAUUUCCGCGUGCAAGGCGCGGGCCGGCGCUCCUUGGACUGGCGGGGCGCCGCGUGUCCGCGUCGUGGCGGCCUUGGCCGGCCCCAACCCCCACGCCCGGCGAGGGAGCAGCACGGGGCGUGGGCGGGGCCUGUCGCCGGCCGCCUCGGCGAAGGUCCGGGCCAACGACCACGCGCCGGCGGGCGACCGCGCCCCCCCAACCGCGGCCCCGCCACCGAGGUCGGUUUCUUCGUCCGGCGGGUGCGCCCCUGCCUGCCCGGCGAAAGAGCGCCCGGGGGAGCGA